Molecule: messenger RNA, 1115 nt
Organism: Leptinotarsa decemlineata (Colorado potato beetle)
Lineage: Eukaryota; Metazoa; Arthropoda; Insecta; Coleoptera; Chrysomelidae
Source: RefSeq, a predicted model, not a curated record
UACUACGUAAGAAAUCUCCUCCAUUAAUAUUUAGGAGAUUUAAAAUGUAUUUUUCAGUAAAAAUGCUUUUCAAAAUUCAAAUUUCUAAACCUGCGCCAAAAAAGCUGUUUCUGUAAUGGCUGCCGUCACGUGACAUUGUGACGUUUCAAGCAAGUAAACAGUUAUCAAAAACAACUAAAAUCAGUACCUAUUAUAUGUAUUUUAUUACUUUGGUCUAUUUAUCAGAUAAAAUGGUUUAUAAAUGGUGUGUAGUGCCACAAUGUACAAGUACAUCUAUACAUACUCCACAAAAAGUGUUCGUUUCCGUUCCAACAAAUCCCAAAAGACGUAGAAAAUGGUUACAGUUAUCUCGAAGAGAUCCUAACAGCAUUUUAUCGCACACAAAUAUUUUUAUGUGUGAAGAUCACUUUGAUAUGGAAAAAGACACAACUAACUAUAUGAGGUACACCAUGGGCUUCAGCAAAAAAAUAUUGUUAACAGAUGAUGCUGUACCAACAAAAUUUUAUUGUCAGGGUCGCAAAAGACAGCUAUCUGAUGGUGGACCUGGAUCUUCUCGAGAAACAUCAAUUAAAAGGCAAAGACUUGACAUUGUCAAAAAAUGUCUACAAAGUGAAAAUGCUACUGACAUCCAUGAAGAAAGCUUACAAAAAGAUCAGAAUGAGUUAAGAGAAAUUGUUGAGUCUGAAGAAUUGCCAAAGUCUCAAGAUAAAGGAACAAUAACCGACCUUAUCAUGUCUGUAGAAAAAUCUGUUCAAGUAACAACAAAAGUGAAUUUACAUUAUAGGAGCAAAGCGGUGCAAACAAAAUGGCAAUAUAAGAGUAUUUCUACUUCACCGUUCAAAGUUUCCACGACUUCACGUUACACUUCACCCUUUAAGAUUCAACCGUAUCGUCUUCAAGCAUCACAAUAUGGAGUCACGAGAAAUAUUUUACUUGAAGAUGAUAGGUCAGAUAGCGAUAUUUCUAAUUUUGAAAGCCAACGUGGAUCACCUUCCGUAGUAACAUCAUCAAGGGUCACCGACUCCGAUAGUCAUCUUACAGAUACCAGUGAGGCUAUUGAACAAUUAAAGUGUCUCAAAAGUACUAUUGGUUUAAUUCAUAAGAAACCUUUGAUG